GUGGGGGCUGUUGAACAACGCGGCCGCAAGGCGGCCGCUCCCUGCCGACCCCUCUUCUCGGCCCCUUGGCCCUCGGACGCUGAGAGCCAUGGCCUUGCCGCUGCUGCCUGGCACCAGUUUCAACCGCAACGUGGGAAAGGAAAAGUUCCACAAAUCUCAACAUUGGGGCUUUUGCAACAAUGUGAGCAUGCUGGUGAGUGAAGAUAAACCCGGAAUUGGUGGAGAACUGCUUCUUGGGCAAAAGAUGAAGCCGAAAUACAGUGAAUUUCCUAAAGGAAUGGGAAGUGAUGCGCCAUCCUGGGUAGCUUUUGAUAAGCAGGUAUUAUCUUUUGAUGCCUAUUUAGAAGAUGAAGUGCCUGAUAGAAGUCAAGAAAACUAUAGAAUCAGACGCUAUAAAAUCUACUUCUACCUUGAAGAUGACACAAUUCAAGUAAAUGAACCAGUAUUGAAAAAUAGUGGAAUGCUUCAAGGAACUUUUAUCCGGCGUCAUCGGAUUUCGCUCCCACCUCCUGAUGAAGAUCAGUUUUAUACUGUGCAUCAUUUCAAUAUCAAUAUAGACAUCAUCUUUUAUGGCUGGACAUUCAAGAUUUAUGACUGUGAUACGUUCACAAAAAACUUUCUGAAGAAAAUAGGAGUCAAAUUAAACCCCCCGGGACAGUGUCCAGAAGAUCCUUACAUGAAGAUGCGGAGAGAGACACUAGACUGCAUGGAGCCCUUACGUCCCUAUGAGUCCUUUGACACCCUGAAACAGUUCCUUGAGUACGAUAGGAAGGUGUUACGUUUUUUCUGCCUGUGGGACGACUCAGCCUCGGUGUUUGGGGACUGUAGGAAACUCAUUCUGCAUUACUUCCUGUCUGAUGAUACCAUUGAAGUCAAAGAAGUGAUGCCACACAACUCAGGCCGGGAUGCUAUGUCAUUGUUCCUCCAGAGGAGAAAGCUCCCCAAGUAUGGCCCACCUGGAGUCUAUCAGCCAGGCCAGAUAACAGAUCGAACAGUUCUUAAUGUGUACAGUGGCUUGACAGAGACCCGAGCGGACGGCUACCUGUUGGAUAAAUACAAGCUAGGAAAAGUAGAUCAAGAGUUUUACAAAGAUUGUGACCUGUUCAUAGGAGCCACCAUCAAUGUGUGGGGAAGGAAAGUGCUUCUUUGUGACUGUGAUGAAUUUACAAAGACUUAUUAUAAGACGAAAUAUGGAAUUGAGAACUUCACCUCGAUUCCAUGCAAGGCUCCACCUCCUCCAAAAAUAGAAAGGAAAUUUCCACCUUAUACUGGCUUUGGUUCUGAAGAGGAUUCUCUCCGCUCCUGCAUAAGCCUCACACCCACACCUCAUCAGAAGAACUUCAAGAAGUUCCUGGAAAAAGACAGCUAUGGCAACAUAAGCAAUACACUUCGGUUUUUUGCAAAACUCUUCACACACAAAUGUGCAGACGUGGACAGGAUGUUUGUUAUUUCGUACUUUCUCAGUGAUGACACAAUUUCAGUGUUUGAACCUGUAGAGAGGAAUUCAGGGAUUACUGGCGGGAAGUUCUUGAAAAGAAUUCGUGUUAAGAAGCCUGGACAAGAGGUCUUUAAAAGUGAACUAUCAGAAUAUGUCAAGGCCGAGGAGCUAUAUAUCGGAGCCAAAGUGAACGUGAAUGGCUACCUGUUUCUUUUGCUCAGUGCUGAUGAGUACACCUUAAACUACAUGGAAAUGAAUUCAGAUAAGUUUCCCAUGAGCAGCAUUGAACUUGUCCUGCAAAAGCUGAAAGAAGAAGAAUCAAAAUCCAGAGAGAUCAAGCAGGUAUUUGCAGCUGCUGACUGUAGGCACACAAAGAUGGUGGAUUAUAAUACAUUCAGAGACAUAAUAAUGAGUCUAACUGUUGGGAAACUCACAGACCAUGAAGUUAUAACCCUUGCACGUCACUACCAGGUGCCCGAGGACACGAGUCCUGAUAUGAAUGUCCUAAUUGCACAGGCCCAUGAACAGCUCAAGAAGAACACUUUUGAGAAUUUUGAAAGGCUCACUGCUACUUGUGUAUACCAAGAUCGAGAAAAAAAAAAAGUAUUACCCAGCAAAGACAUCAGAAGGCUGUGCAAGUCCUCCAGGUUACCUUUGACCGAUGAUCUUCUGGGAUCCAUACUGUCUGGGUUUGAAGACAGUAAAGAACAAAUAAAUUAUGAGUCAUUUUUCUGCGCCCUGAACUGGAGAAUGAAUCCGAUGCCCGAAGUGAAAGCACCGUCAUACAUGAAAGAGGUAUGAAAAUCAGCCCAUCACCCUUGGAUUUCCCUGGUUUCACCAUCAAGCAGUCACGAUAUCUACUAUGGAGGAGCUAGGGUUCCCUUCAGACAGGACUGCCAAUACAGGACCGAGCAGCUCUGAGUGUCAAUAUGGCGAAAGGGUUGGGGUGUAUGAUGCUCAGGCUUGGUCAGAAGAGGAAGUGAAGCUUCGUAGACGUUGGUCCAGGUUUAAUUCUGGGCAUCCAUGUCCCAUGACUCAUACAGGAUGACACUAAGAAAGUUCUAGACUAAUUUCCGCCAAACCUCCUCCUCUCCCAUACCAUAGAGCAGUCAGGGACUUCUUGUGCAGUCCAAGCCAGAAGAGAAAUUCAGUCUGUCCUGAGGAGGACUUUAUACUUCCCUGUGGUCUGGCGUGGACUCUUGCGUGGGCCAUUUCUGGAAUCAUCUAGAAUUCAACACUUUCAGACUGUCCCUGGACCCUCUCUACCGAAAGCCCAUUGAGGGCAGGCCUGGGUCUUGCCUGACACUGUAUUCCCCCAUGCCUUUACAGCACUUGGCACACAGCAAGUGUAUACACAGUCUUAGCCAAAUGAGGGAAAACGUGAAGACAAUAAUGAGUAGGCAUGUCAGAGUGAAAUAGCAAAAGUGCACGACAAAUCACAACAGUCAAGACCAUCUCCAUAAGAAUGCUGUUCAUCACCGACAGCCCUCCCUCAGCCGGAGAAGGAGCACUUUCAGUCCAGGGCUGGUGUUCACACUGGGCAGCCCCCUGCCCACGGGAGGAAGAAGCCAGUGCCUUCAGAGUGGGAAGAGCCUUACCCCGCCUGGUGGAGUCCCAGCAGUUAGUCUCUGCCUCUUCCGCGUCCUGACACUCUUAGCUGAUUUAUUCCCCCCCCCACGCCUUUUUUUUAUGAUCUCAGGAUUCUCACAUUGCUUCUACCUUACUCAUGUUAGCUAUGUAGACAGCGGGGUCUGACAAGUGGCUCAAUGGAACUCAGAAGUGACGGGUGGCCAUGGAGACCCGGCUUCGCUCAGAGAGGUCACCUUACUAUCUCACUCUUUUGGGUAAAUUUAUAACUUUGACAAUUCUAAUUUCCACCCUGCUCCCAGACCCCCCCCACUGCCGACCACACCCCGCCCCCUCUGACCCUGGGGGCUAGGUAAAUUAUAUUGCCUACUAAUUGAACACGCUGCUCCUACCGUGCGUAAUGAGUCAGAGGGAUUUGGCUGUGUCUGUUCUUCUGGCUUAUUCCUCUCAUAAACAUUCAGUGACAAACUUUUUCUUUGGCCUAGGGUCAUAAAGAGGAAAAAAACCCUCUUAACUUUUUUUUUUUCCAACUUAAGACUUGAGUGAAAUAUUUUCCACCAUCCUCAGCAAGACAUAAUACUUCAUGUCAUGAAUAAGUUAAUGAGAAAAAUAUGGAUGCCCUUCCCCAGUCCCUCGGGGACCUGCUGGGCAUUUUGCCCCUCUGAGGACCAGUUACUCUCUAAGUCUUUGGGGCUCCCUGAGAAGUCUCUGGUUUGAGUCUCAUCCCAAGGUCCUGGGGAUUAGUCUGUCUCUCUCAGCGGUCUUCGAUUGCGUUUACCUUGAACUUGGACAUCCCUCCCUAUAGAACGUCCCUUAGAGCUCCCUGAGGAGCUGUCAAGUGGGUGAAUGGCCCAGAGCAAGCAUCGCCAAGUGCCAACUACCAAGUACUUCAGUAUGGCCCUUUUCAUAUUUUAUUUCAUCUCUGGAUCAAAAAUGUGCUUACCUAAAGAAGAGCGUUGAGACUCCUUAGCGAGGCAUUCAGCUGGUUCCCUACCAUCUGGCCACAACCUGCUUUGGCAAUCUUACUUUCCACAGCCCCUUUCCAGCUCUAAGCAAACAGUACUACCACCGCUGCCUGAACUCUCCUCCUGCCUAAAAUGCUCUUCCCUUCAUCCAAUCUAAAUCCUCUUCCUUUAGAGAAAGACAACGGGGUAAUAAAUUAGUGCUUCUUCACACUGAUAUCCUUUAAAUAUUUAGUCAACGUUUUUAGUGUGUGCGAUAGAGGGAAAAGCUGGUGUUUUUACUAAUACAAAUAAAGAAAGAGAUUCACUUUCUAAUUCCCUCCCAAGGGCUAAACAGAGUCAAUGUUCUAAAAAAAAAAAAAGCAACAAAAACUUUGUCUUUUUAAAUCGUUUCUGUUCUCUCCAGUUUUCUUUUGUAAUUUCCCAAGUCACGUAACUUUUGGGGAAGCACGAGGUUUAAAACACAGCUUAUGAAAUCUAUCACUCUUUCUUAGUAGACAGUCCCCACCAAACAUCAUUCAAAUUCAGAAGUUUAUUUGAUGGUAACUGGUCUCAGGUGGGUAGUAAGGCCCGUGGUGGUUGUAGCUUGUACAACAGUCCAUGUAAAUAGAUCAGCAAGGAAUAGAGAUAAUAUAUCUAUAUUAUAUGUGUGUUAUAUAUAGCUCUCUAUAUACUAUAUCUCAUAUACACAUAUCAUAUGCACAUCAUAUAUUUAUAUAUUUCAUAUAUAUAGAUACUUAAUAUGCUAUAUAUAUAUACAUAUAUAUAUCAUAUUAGGACUCUAUCUUCUUGGGUGAGAACAGAAUCAAUUUUAUAUUUCACCAAUUUAGUGAGAAUUUGCAUGAACAAACCUGAGUUAAGGGGCACCAUGCUUAUAAUUCACUCUAGGAUUCUUUUAGACUCCUCAUGGGGUCUUUGUAAGUGAGAAUCUUUUGUGAGAUUUGGGCUCUGCUACAUGUACAUUGUUCCAGAAUAUUCCUCUGUGCAUACCUCCUCUGUGAAGAACUCACCACCAUUACCUUCAUUAUCUCUCUCACCUUCAUGUUCCUACACAGGAUUCCAGUAUGUUCCACAACGAAAACUUUGCUACUCAAAGUGCGGGUCACAGACUAGGAACACUAGCAUUACCUAGGAGCUUGCCAGAAAUGCAGAAUCUCGGGACCCACCCCAGAACUUUUGAAUGAGAGGUGAUUUGUAUGCACAUUCAAGUUUAAGAAGCUCUGGACUCACUGUACAGUCUGGUGUUUUUUCUCUUAGCCUCCAGUACAUAAUUAAUUAUGGAUUCCGAAGAGUAGUCGCCAUGUUUUUUAAUUCUUUUCUUUCCCCCACAGCUCUUAACUGCCCCUCUUAGGAGGCACUUCUGUUACAAGAUUGGUUCAUGCUUUAGUUGAAUCCAGCCCCGGAAUAAGAGGAAAUAGUCUUUUCAUCGUUCUCACUCUAGCUCAACCUUUAGAAGUUCAAGUUUGACUGUUUUUCUAGGAAGUAAAAGAGCUAUUUUUCCUUCAAAGCCUAUGAUUUCUAUGAUUCUGUACUUGAGCUCCAAAGGCUGUUUUUAAUUUGACCUCAAGUGCAAUUCAUGAAGACAACUUUAACAAUAGUAGCUCCCCUUUGGGCAAGAAUACUCCCAUUGGAGAUUCAAAAACUGUCCUAUUGAGUAAAAUGCUUCUUAAUUUACUGUAAAAAGUGUGUUUAGAAAAGCAAAUAAUCUAUGACAGAGCAUAGAACUGUCCACUCUUAUGAAAUCCAAUA
This is a messenger RNA of Mirounga angustirostris (Northern elephant seal), 5736 nucleotides long. It is a transcript of the gene EFHC2, whose product is annotated as EF-hand domain containing 2. The transcript has 15 exons. Gene Ontology annotation, biological process: mitotic spindle organization; mitotic cytokinesis; regulation of neuron projection development. Gene Ontology annotation, cellular component: mitotic spindle; axoneme; microtubule. Lineage: Eukaryota; Metazoa; Chordata; Mammalia; Carnivora; Phocidae. The coding region runs from base 89 to 2239 and encodes 716 amino acids. Gene Ontology annotation, molecular function: alpha-tubulin binding. The record is from RefSeq and is a predicted model, not a curated record.